ACUAAUUAUUUUGCGCCUAUAAAUUCCAAGUUCCAAAUCGAGAAAGUUCCCCUAUAGUAUCAGAAUCUCCAAUUCCACUCAAUUUUCAAAAACCCUUCUCUCUCUCUCUUCAGUCACUAUGAAACAGCACGCAACAGUUGCUUCCACAGCUGACACGUGUAAAACCAUCGAAAUCGCCGUCGUCGAGCGGCAGCAUCACCGUUCUCAGCCGCUACUUCCGCCGCAAGCUAUUAAGCUUUCACCGGUACCAACCGCCGACGAUAAUCCCUAUGAUUUUGAAGUUAAUUACAGUUGCGCCGAUGACAACGAGGAAGACUUUUUCAUUCCUCCUCUUAACUUCGCUAUGGUUGAUAAUGGCAUUUUCCGGUCUGGUUUCCCUGAUGUAGAUAACUUCUCGUUUCUUCAAACGCUUGGACUUCGUUCUAUUAUAUACCUGUGUCCAGAGCCAUAUCCAGAAGCAAACAUGGAGUUUCUCAAGGAAAAUGAUAUUCGCUUGUUUCAGUUUGGAAUUAAAAAUAGCAAAGAACCUUUUGUAAAUAUUCCAGAAGAGAAAAUUCGUGAAGCAUUGGGGAUUCUAAUUGAUGUUAGAAAUCACCCGGUGUUGAUCCACUGCAAACGUGGGAAGCACCGAACUGGUUGCCUUGUUGGAUGCUUGAGAAAAUUGCAGAAGUGGUGCCUAACUUCUGUGUUUGACGAGUACCAGCGUUUUGCUGCUGCCAAAGCAAGAGUAUCAGAUCAGAGGUUUAUGGAGCUUUUUGAUGCAUCCAGCUUCAAACAACAGUCACUGCCAUUUUCGUGUUCAAAGAGGUAACAAUCAAUCAGUACACGUAAACAGGGAUUCUGCUUCUUUUCUUUGCUGUGUUUGGCGUUAAAUAAAUUGGAAGAGUUGGUGACUUUUUGAAGAAGUAAGGAAAUGGUCAUUCUUUUUCCAUCACAAGAUCAAUUGAAGAAGAUUUAUGAGUUAUCUCCUUCUUGGAGAGCUCGUAGCUUCCUCGAAUUUUCUGUUAUGUGUUUAGUAUAGAUACUUGCUUAGAUUUCAUUUUUAGAUUCCAUCACCUGGUAAAAAAACAUUUUGUCAAAUGUUGAGAAGAGUGUUAUUUGUCAAAACUACCAGGAGUAGAACUGGUUCGCUCCAUCUGGGUUCGUCCUGCCAACUAUGAUUAAACCAAGGCAGCUACUAGAAAGCAAGUUGUACCGGUGAUGCGACCUGGUUUCUGGUUCUCUGACAAAUAUCUUUGUGUAACUUAUUAGUAUGUUGUAGCCUAUCAUCUGUACUAGAAGCUUUAAUUAUAGUUGUAACUAGGAAGGUCUAGCAACAAGUGCUCAAUGAUUCUGUUGGGUUAGAAGAAACGAGUCUCUUGUAGUUUUUGCAUAUUUCAACACAAUGACUUAAAUCCCAUGGCUUAUUUAAAUUUUACUAGCAA
Molecule: messenger RNA, 1424 nt
Organism: Solanum tuberosum (potato)
Lineage: Eukaryota; Viridiplantae; Streptophyta; Magnoliopsida; Solanales; Solanaceae
Product: probable tyrosine-protein phosphatase At1g05000
Exons: 5
Coding region: 119-811 (230 amino acids)
Biological process (GO): protein dephosphorylation
Cellular component (GO): cytoplasm
Molecular function (GO): phosphatase activity
Source: RefSeq, a predicted model, not a curated record